This is a messenger RNA of Rhizopus microsporus ATCC 52813, 210 nucleotides long. RefSeq lists its product as uncharacterized. Lineage: Eukaryota; Fungi; Mucoromycota; Mucoromycetes; Mucorales; Rhizopodaceae. The record is from RefSeq and is a predicted model, not a curated record. The annotation marks the transcript as partial. The transcript is spliced from 3 exons.
CUUUUAUAAGGAGACUAAAGAGGGCUAUUUCGCCAAAUGGGAUAGUGAGCCAUAUUCUUUUUGUAUUUGUUAUUACUCUGAUAACAUUACAACGGUUUCAAUAUGUCAUCUCAAUUUGGAAAUACAGUAUAUCCAUGGAUGUCAAGGUUGAUACUACGAAAAUAUUCUUGACGACGACGAAUUUACAUUUCGUACAGUAUGAGUUUUGUU